Molecule: messenger RNA, 800 nt
Organism: Leptomonas pyrrhocoris
Lineage: Eukaryota; Euglenozoa; Kinetoplastea; Trypanosomatida; Trypanosomatidae
Exons: 1
Coding region: 204-800 (198 amino acids)
Source: RefSeq, a predicted model, not a curated record
GUACACAUCAUAAUACGUCAUCCAUUAUAGAAGCUGGAAGAUUGAAAGAGUGUGAGCUGUUCUUCCUCUCGGGUCUCAACACGCUCUCACACAUACAGAGCUCAGUUCACUGAUUCAGGCCAACACUCACACACCCACACACACACACAAUAGCACAGACACCAGCAGGCGGAAAGACGGUGUUGCGGUUGAGUUGCCAGCAGAUGUUUCGCUUAACAUGGGGACGCUUGGGCGGCAGCGUCAUCCGCAGAAGAACCGUGGCCCCCGCCAGCUCCUCAGCGGCUGUCUUGAUGUCUGGCCGAACAACACGCGCGAGAUCGGUGCAAUCGAGGACCGCGUCAAAUCCGGUGCGUCGGGCUUCUCGGGGCAUCAGCGCCACUCGAACGAAAUUGAGUCGACGUAGCAAGUCACCGGCAGCAGUGAAACACAAAGCUAGUGCAUCGGACAACAGUGCGGGCAGAAGAAAGGGCGCACCGACCGCAGCAGAUCAGGCGAGCGCCUCUACCCCAUUAUCCACUGCUAAGGUAGAUGAAACGAAGCGCUACGCGUCAGCGCGCCCGGACUACAUGUCCGCUGAACGUGAAAAAGAGGUGUUGGCGAUGGCUGAGCGAAUGCAGCGGCGGGACUUGACGACAGAGGUGCCGGUGGCGUCGUUCGCCUACGAAAUUCUGAAAGCGCAUCCCUCGGUGCGCAACAUGGGGUUGCGUGAGCGCAUGGACUUUUUGCUAAAUCGCUGGGACCGCCUGAAACAAAGUAAGAAGUUAGAGUACAUUAAUGAUCCCUUACGAGGACUUCUUUAA